Periconia digitata is the source of this 2606-nucleotide messenger RNA. Lineage: Eukaryota; Fungi; Ascomycota; Dothideomycetes; Pleosporales; Periconiaceae. The record is from the annotation of a GenBank genome assembly.
ACCACGCUUGCCCCAUUGCACAACACUCACUCGACUGAACACCUCAGUUGGCAAGCACUACGAAAAACACUGUGGUCGCUCGUCCGCUUCAUCUGCCUACCUGGUGACUUUCCAUCCUUAAGAAACCGCCAUACCCAACUCUGGACACCAUUGACACUGCCCUUUUCGUGGUUUUGCGGAUAUUCCAGUACUGGCCUUGUCAGCCCUGCCUGUCUUAUCCUCCUCCUCUCGCCCAAUCCAUUCACCAUCGUGAAGCACCAGCACCACCACAACUGGGGCCAGUGCGGGAAAUUCCUUUCUCACGUGUCCGCCGCUCAAGCAACCUCGAUCGUCGGAGGACCUUCUGCGACAUUCUCAGCGUCCGAAUCAAACCCGUCACGUCAUACCGAUCAAGCAACCAUCCGAGUCCAGACCAGCUCGCUCUCUCCCUCACUUCUUACCGAAAGCAGUCAUAGUGACAGGUCCCCGCGUCCUGUUUCUGUCUCCACCUGUUCGCCUGUAUCAUGCCGGCUGCAGUCCACGCGCCACUCAUCACCCCUACCGGCUUCAUCUUCAAAGAGAAAUCUGGGGAGCCGCUGGUGCCUGCUUUCACCGCCGUGAAUGGACGGACUUCUCCCCUGUCCCCUCGCAGGCCGAGUGGUAUGAGUUCAAUGGCCACCGAUUCUCUUCACAUUUUGACCCGGACUACUCCCCCUGAACAGCCACCACAGGAGCCAAAGGGUCCUUUGCCCGACAGAGAUGACUGGCAUCCUGCCCCGCCAGCAGCAGCAGCAGCAUCAGACAGCGCUCGCCAUCGCCCAGCCUCGCCCACCGCCUCUCCGGCGAGCCCUCCCACAACGAAUAUCAAGAGGAAGCGCUCCAGCUCGCCCGAGGCUUCUCCCCCCUCGACAUCUCCCGACCGGCCCACGACGACACGGUCUCGUUUGGACUCCUUUCCACCUUUACGACAGGACGUGUCCCCUCCCGCAGUCUCCUCGGUAUAUCACUUGGUCAACGAACAUCCGCACCCUCGCACUCUGCCACCUAUAGAAACCUCCGAUCCGGACCUCAACUGGCCAGCCUCUUCUCACAAUGCGCAACACAGUCGAUUCGAAACCCAGCGUCACGAAUCUCACAGAGACCCUGCCGCUCCGAUGUAUCCAAGUUCUCAUUCAGACUCCCAUGGGACUGGUCUGGAAGGCCCCAACGGCUCAGAGCGCUCCACCACUACGGAAAUGACCCGGGCUGGUGUUCAAGUGGACCCCAAAAAAAGGAAAAGGCAAUUUGCCAAUCGAACCAAAACUGGAUGCGGUACAUGUCGUAGACGAAAGAAGAAAUGUGAUGAAGCCAAGCCAGAGUGCAACAACUGCCAGCGUGGUGGCUUCAUUUGCGAAGGUUAUGCAAACAAGAUCCCGUGGCCAAAAAACGGGCCGCAGAAACCGCCGCCCUUGCAAGCCAAAGACCGUUUCCCUCCGGAACACUCCCAGCUUUAUCACAGUCACGGUACAGCACGCGAACCAUACGGAGAUCCAAACAGCCAGUCUGCCGUGGAUGGUGGACGAGGCCGGCCAAUUGUGGUCGAAGAGCACAACCCUCAACCCCCUACAAGCAGAUGGGGUCCAGACUGGAGCGAGCCACCACGCACCUCCUAUCCCUCUGAUCAGCAGACCCAUCCGCAGCACUCACGGCCUCCAUUGGAGUACUCGCAACCUCUCCCAGUCUCCAGUCACAGCCAGUCGCGUCCAAGUGAUCAACAGCAUUCACCUCCAAGCCAAACGCUACCUCCCCCAAGACAGCACAAUCCUCGAAUUUACCAUCACACUCCUCAAACCAUGAGCCAAGUAGUCAAUCAUAGCCCGGCGGUAACGGCAGAGGCCCCUUCGCAUCACCCACCGCAGCCCUUGCCCCCACAGCCCCACCAUAGCCAUCCACCGGCCAUUGCGUCUCUCACUGCUGCUCCCCCUGGGCCUCCCCCAAAUCACUAUGCGCCUCCGCCUCCAUCGAGAUCACACAAGAGUGAAAAAGAGAAAAUGUUGAACGGGGAGCCGUUCAUGCCCUUUGCGCCACAACUAGUUGAAGAGCGCGACAAGUGCAAAAGUGCCGUCUACCGGUUCAACAACACUGACAAUCCACAAAAGGAAAUCGCAAGAGAGACGCGAGACAAUAUCUUUAGAGCCAUAUUGGCAGCAAGAUGGACUAUUCCGUACAGUGAGCCGGGUAAACCACCUCCUUGCGGACACCUUGGCCGGGAGGGCGUCUACAUUGACUCGCCCUUCAUGUGCGAAUAUGGAUACAACCUUUCAAUUGGCGACAAUGUGGACAUUGGAACUUCCUGCAAGUUUCUCGAUUCUGGCAGGAUAUCAAUCGGCCGGAACUCGUCUAUUGGUGCAAAUGUAACCAUCGACACACAGCGCACACCAGGCGACUGUAAAGUGAUUAAAGGCAGUCGUCGAACUGCCAUAGCCGCCGAGGUCCACAUUGGAGAGAAUGUCCAUAUUGGCUCCAACUGCACCAUUCUUGCCGGCGUGAGGAUUGGCGCGGGUGCUAUUGUUCACCCUGGGUCUGUCGUUGUCCGGGAUAUACCACAAAAUUGCGUUGCUCGUGGCAACCCUGCGGACUACGUCUGA